UUCACGGGACUGCCAUGACGCACGCGCAUUAAUUGGAGACGAAUGAGCGCGUGCACGAGUGUUGAGUGGUUUGUUCGUGAAGACGCAGAGGCGGUGUGACCUUCUCACCCAAACUCUGAUUAUUAUUAUUAUUAUUAAUAUUAUUAUUAUUAUUAUAGUCAUCAUUGUCAUUAGUAUAUGAAGAGUGGAAAUAAAAAUGGAGGCUGCCAUUGAUUUCAAGUCCCUCCGGGCUAAGUUUCAGGAGGGGAGCCAGCUGAAAGAUAGGCCUGUAGUUCUGGAAAAACCAAAACGCUUUCUACCUACAGCAAGUCGUGCCGGUUCUGUAACUGUUUCCUCUGUGGAGGACAAAAAUCCUGCCAUUCCACACUUUAACUUAAGAGAUGAUCAAAAGAUGCUAUCAGGCAAAUGGCCCAGUGCUAUGGCGUCUUGUUUUUUCCCACCUGCCGCUAAUGGCGUUGGAAGUGGUGUUGCUAGACGCUCUCUCAAAGAUCGUCACUUGCCUCUUGUGCUGCCUGCGUCCUCUACCGCCUCUUCUAACAAUCCAAAGCAGGAGGCCACUGCUUCCUCCAAGCUGGUCACGUCACCAAUCAAGUGCAAGAAGAAGGCCAUGCCGACGCCGUUCAGGCCCGCUAAGUUUUCCAAGUCCAUUAAAGACAUUUUGGAAAAUGCAGAACAUCCUGAAAGCAGCAAGCCACAGUCUGAACAUUACACCGUGGGGAACGGAUUUAGCCACCACAACGGGGGGUCAAACCCGGGGUCUUCCUGUCCGAGCCCAGAUCAGCCAUCAACACCAUCGCCGACAGCCGAAGAUCCAUCAAAUGGGGGUAGCAUUCCUCACGUCCUCAGCACUCUGGAGAGAGCCAAGAAAAGGUUCUCGCCCAAGAACCUUCUAGUCUAUACCCGACCCAAGAGCUUCUACUCCAGUAAAGGACCGACAGGGAGCCCUCCUCCUCCUGUGGAGUGUGAAAACCUUCAGUGUGAUGAUGAAUCUUCGUCUCUGCGGUCAGGAUAUCGAUCUGCUAACUCGCCAACCCUCACUGCCCGAAAUCUACCACAAGCCAAUGGUAUAAACCAUGGACCCGUUUUGCACCUGAAUGGUGAUGUGAAGCCAGUACAGCCUGGUGCCCUUGUCCCUCCUCUCGUUAAAGCCCUACCAGAGAUGACAUCGCUGUGUCCCUUACCCGUGAAACCGAUGAGACCACCACAUGUCGAUUUGAGUGCUUACAGGACCCAUAAGCGGGAAAAUACAACUGAAGAAGCCACCAUGAACCUGGGUCCUGGUUCAGGCGGUAUAGCUGCUGAAGAUGUGGCUGCUGAGAAUACUCCAAUACUUCCUCCUCCUCAGUUUGAUGCUCCUCACUUCCUAGAUUUUGCCAGUUCUGUAUUAGAAGCGUUAAACACCAAUGUAAUAAAUCUCACUGCGCUGGAGAUGGAGGCUGCAGACUUUAGUGCCCCACCACCAGGGCCUGACGAGGCGAGUGAUGGCAAUCUUCAGAAGGAUGUGAUCCAGAAGUAUGUCACAGGUCCCGCAGAACCUGGUAAUGAUGGUAAUCUGCAGGGAACCAGUUUAGGGCAUGGGGCUGAUUCACGAUCAAUCGCAGCACUCGAAGCUCAGCUGUUGGAAGCUGUGACUGGCGAGAUCUCGAUGACCUGUCCUCAGAACAUACUGACCGAUUCCUUCAUCAGCAGUGAACUUCCAUCUGAACCAAGCAUCAACCAGCGGGACGAUAAUUACGAAGUCUGUGACAAUGUCUACGAAGAGGUGGAGUCAAUCAGCAAAUUCAGUUUUGGGCAAAACUCCCGCAAACGGAAAGGAGCUCCAAAGAAUCCCUAUGCCGAGUCCCCUGGGAAGGAGGAAACACGUAAAAGUGUAUGGCAUGCUGCACAGUGGACGGGUAUGAAUUCUGAGCCCAGUGUUGUGACUCCUGCUGUCUGGGACAGUGCUGCAUCUGUCAGGAAGGAGCGCUCGAGCCCCGACCACCACGAAGAGAAAGAGGCGCGGAAGAGAGAGAAGCAGCGUCUGGAGCGAGAGAAGAAGGAGCAGAAAGAGAAGGAGAAAAAGGAAAAUGAGAUGAAAAAGAAGUUUAAAAUCACCGGACAGGAGGAGCCCAUGUAUCAUGCUCGCGUGCUGCUGGACAGCAAACUGCGCAAACAUGACCUGCAGGUGAAGACCGGAGACACGGUCAGCAUCAUCCGCACCACCAACUGCCCCAAGGGCAAAUGGCUUGCCAGAGACUCGCAGAACAAGUAUGGCUAUAUUUCAGUGAUGAAUGUGGAGUUGAAUAUGAAGGAGAUGUUGGAGUUGGGGAAACGAGCCUCUCAAGCUAUCGGGAGAGGGCACGUCGAGGGUGACACACUCAGUCUCAGUAGCAGGUCUUCACAUUACAACCCGAUUCUCACAAGCAGCUUCACUGAUGACAGUGAGGAGUGGACCGGCGAGGAUGAAACCCGGUCUCAUUUAUCAGAGAACAUGUGUCCAAACAGAGCGGUCUCAAUGCCCGAGAUGUUUAAUGCUUUUCCCACUAAUCACCAUGCUCAGAGUGCCGACUGCGUGGAAGACGUUCCCUCACAAGUGAAUCAUGAAGCUCUCCAGAAGCUUGCAGUUUUCUUCCAGAACACCAAAGAUGACCUGAACACUGGAGCGGAAAUCACAGACGCGAUUUCCACCAACAUUAACGAUCCAGGUUUGCUGUGUGACGUGGAGGAGCCUCCAUAUGACGAGGAAGACCAGUUCAGUUUCGCGGACGUCGAGCUGCUGCCACCUCCUGAACUCUACGCCGACUUUUUCUGAGCUGUCAGACUCCAGGCUCCUGUUAGCACUCAGGAAAUACAGUCCAGUUCCCUGACUGCUGCUGUUACAGCACAUGUUUCAGACUGUUCGACUAAACACUGAACUCUUCUAGCCAGAAGUGUGUGUGUGUGUGUGUGUGUGUGUGUGAGAUUUAACUUCAGGUGUAAAAGAAGGCAGAGUUAAAUAGCACGUUACUAAAAGAAUGCGGACGGGCGUAGCACUUUAUGGGUGUGUAUUAUAUUGUGUCUAAAUGUUGCACCUCAUUUGGGCUGUGAAGACUUUGCACCAUCUUGUAUGACCUUCCUUUGUGUUUUCAUUUGAACACCUUUUUUUUGUUGUUGUUCAUGAUGCAGUUCAUGAUGCAGUGUUUCGGCAUCAUUUGUGUUCUUGUAUGUUUGUAUUAAAACUCAUUUCUGAAUGAAUGCAAACAAUAAAUGGAUUCAUAU
Messenger RNA from Ictalurus punctatus (channel catfish), 3237 nucleotides. RefSeq lists its product as uncharacterized. Bases 197 to 2791 code for a protein of 864 amino acids. Gene Ontology annotation, molecular function: protein binding. The record is from RefSeq and is a predicted model, not a curated record. The transcript is spliced from 20 exons. Gene Ontology annotation, cellular component: plasma membrane. Gene Ontology annotation, biological process: protein localization to plasma membrane; integrin-mediated signaling pathway; T cell receptor signaling pathway. NCBI's taxonomy places the organism in Eukaryota, Metazoa, Chordata, Actinopteri, Siluriformes, Ictaluridae.